This is a messenger RNA of Insectozyma verbasci, 417 nucleotides long. Lineage: Eukaryota; Fungi; Ascomycota; Pichiomycetes; Serinales; Debaryomycetaceae. The record is from the annotation of a GenBank genome assembly.
AUGACCUUGACUAAAUAUCAAAGAGGAGAUUUUAUAGAAGGCUGGAAUGAUUGUCCAAAUAUAUUCAAAUUAAAGAAUAGUACUGGUGAUGAAAAAAUACGACAUGAAUUUGACAAGUUAAAUACCCAACAUUUAACAGAUUAUACAGAGGUGUUAAAUAAAGUUCUAUCAUUAGAUUAUAAUAACAAAAUUUCGUCUAAAGACUUAGAUUUAUAUAAGAGAAAAUUUGAGCAAAUAGAUUUAGAUUCACAUUUAGAUUUUUUACUCAAGAUAUUACAACAAAUAUAUGAAUAUUCACAGAAUAAAGACAAGGAACUACAAAAGAAAAUUAAAAUGGAAAUAGUGGAAUAUUUGACGAAUCAUGAUGGUGUUAGUAGAUGGUGUUCUCCAUUGAAAAGAAUGAUUACGAGUUUAUAA